Dermacentor albipictus is the source of this 983-nucleotide messenger RNA. RefSeq lists its product as uncharacterized. Lineage: Eukaryota; Metazoa; Arthropoda; Arachnida; Ixodida; Ixodidae. The record is from RefSeq and is a predicted model, not a curated record.
UGCGAUCGCGCGUCGACAUCGGACGCUAUGGCACACUCGUGCCUUAUGUUCCACCGAAGCUCCGAUGUGCUCUGGCAUAUACCUUCGCAUUGCUUCCUACCAGCUCGGCUGCCGAUGUGCAUAUGCGAGUAAGUGAUGGAGGGGGCAUGGAGGCUGGAUCAUCGUGCAUUGGAGCUGGGAGUGGUGGUAGAGAUGCAAUUCUGCCUAGAAGCUUGUCAGCCACUGCACCAGCACCAAGUGACGGGAAGGCACCAGCUCUGGCCAGACCAUCGGGCACCAGGAAAGGAGGUGGUGCUGCUGAGUGGAACGAGGGACAGACGAAGCUGCUGCUAGAGUACUACUACAAGUACUUCCCGCAGAUUGGUCCGUUCAAGAAAUUUCAAAACAAAAAACAGGCUUUCAAGCAAAUAUCCAUGGACGUUGAAGCUGUACUUGGCAUCAAAAAAACAGCAGAGCAAUGUGAGAACCGGUACAAAACUGUGAUCAGACAUCGCAAGGCUGCCUCGGACAACAACAACAGAUCUGAAGCAUCACCGACUCCUGUGCCAUUUGACGACGAGAUGCGUAAAAUAGAAACUAUUGACGAUAGCAUUGAACCAGAAGUGCAAAGAGAUGCCUCGGGGGUUAUUUUCAAGGACUCGGCCGAAUCUCCAGCACUAGUCUCACCAAAGGCAGAUAGCAUUGAGAAAAAUGAAAGCCAGUCACCAAAUGCUGAUGUGAAACCGCGUGGAAACACUACACGCUUGCAACACAUGCAACUGUUUUUUUUCUGAAAUGAGGGCUAUUAAUAAAGAGCGUGAGUGUCGGAAAGCAGCCAGAGAUGCCGAAAAAGAAAAUCGCAGAGCUCAAAGGCAGGUUGAGCGACAGGCACUUCUUGAAGAGCGGCGCAAGAUGCACGAUGAGCGAAUGGAAAUCCUGCGUCAAGCCUUCGGUCUUCAGCAAUAAAAUAUUUCAUAUUCAGGACUAGUAAGAGAGACGGCAAA